Molecule: messenger RNA, 983 nt
Organism: Mytilinidion resinicola
Lineage: Eukaryota; Fungi; Ascomycota; Dothideomycetes; Mytilinidiales; Mytilinidiaceae
Exons: 1
Coding region: 153-746 (197 amino acids)
Source: RefSeq, a predicted model, not a curated record
ACGCCCCCAUCAGCCCUUCCGCUUUGAUAUAAGCCCCCCUACCCAUCCACCACGUUUCUCAGCGCCGCCUUCUCCCGCUCGCCUCGGGUUUCCUUUCACUGUCUGUAUAUUACCAUAAUUCCUCCACCAAAAGUCAUACAAGAGCCGUCACCAUGAUCAGAAACCCAAGCACGCCCUCACCCAAACCGUACAUCCACCGUUCACGGUCUGCGACCUUCGACUCUCCGACCCGUCGGCCUUCAACGUCGCCGUACUCGAAAUCCUCUUCUCACCUCUUCAACGGCCCCACGAAACUCGUACCUUCAGUCACCAGCUCCCGCGUCCUGAUCCAGCAGCUGACUCUCCCAACGCGCGCGACCCAGACCCCCAGUCCCAGUCCAUCAAGUCCAUCAACAUGCAGCACGCUUUCUUCCGUGGCCGAGGCCUCCGACUCUGACGAGGAGCUUGAAUCCGAUGUCGAAGCGCGGGCAUACGUGACGGCGCCAUCGCCGCCGCCCUCUUACGCCUCCUUGGCCCAGUCUCAGCGUCACCCGCGCGUGCGCGCGUUGCACGAGGAUCCAGACAGCGAGUUCAUCGACCCCUGGUUGGUUCGGGUGGUCUUGGACUUGUACGACGUAAGGCGGUACGACUGGACCAUGAUUGCGGAACCGAUCCAGCGGGUAUGGGGCAUUAGCACGAGCAGCGCUAUUGUGUUGGCGAUCUUGCAGCGAAACGGGAGGAUUGCGAGAACCGCGUGGUGGGAUUAGAGCAAGACGGAAUGGAGGCGCCGUGAGUAUGUGGGUGGUCGACAGGUGAGGAUAGAAAGGGAGAGCGAAGGCUGAGAAUCUUUGGAGUUGGGAAAGGAAAAGUAAAAGUUCAAGGCAUACAUGGAGUAUUUAUUACCUUUCCUUAUGUCCUAUUCUCGAUUUACUUUGCUGGCAUUUACGAAACUCAUGAACAGCUUUGCAUUCUUUUUUGGUUCUCGUUUCUCUAUCAUCUGCUUC